Molecule: messenger RNA, 1416 nt
Organism: Eriocheir sinensis (Chinese mitten crab)
Lineage: Eukaryota; Metazoa; Arthropoda; Malacostraca; Decapoda; Varunidae
Exons: 2
Coding region: 1-1416 (471 amino acids)
Source: RefSeq, a predicted model, not a curated record
AUGACAUUUAUGACUCUCGAUAGGUUGCCUCCCAUGAUUCACUGCCACUGUGUCCUCGCUUUAAGAACUGUGACACAAUUUCGGCGUUGCUACACGGCUCAUCACGGCCAGUAUGAAAAAGACAGUAACCACUACCCCAUCCUUGUGCCCCCGUCCCCACCCUUCAUCAUCCUUGUGCCCCCGUCCCCACCCUUCAUCAUCCUUGUGCCCCCUUCCCCACCCCUCAUCAUCCUUGUGCCCCCGUCCCCAACCUUCCGCAUCCUUGUGCCCGAGUCCCCACCCUUCCCCAUCCUUGUGCCCCCGUCCCCACCCUUCAUCAUCCUUGUGCCCCCGUCCCCACCCUUCAUCAUCCUUGUGCCCCCGUCCCCACCCUUCAUCAUCCUUGUGCCCCCGUCCCCACCCUUCAUCAUCCUUGUGCCCCCGUCCCCACCCUUCAUCAUCCUUGUGCCACCGUCCCCACCCUUCAUCAUCAUUGUGCCCCCGUCCCCACCCUUCAUCAUCCUUGUGUCCCCGUCCCCACCCUUCAUCAUCCUUGUGCCCUGUCCCCACCUUCAUCAUCCUUGUGCCCCCUGUCCCCACCUUCAUCAUCCUUGUGCCCCGUCCCCACCCUUCAUCAUCCUUGUGCCCCUGUCCCCACCCUCAUCAUCCUUGUGCCCUGUCCCCACCUCAUCAUCCUUGUGCCCUGUCCCCACCCCUCAUCAUCCUUGUGCCCCUGUCCCCACCCCUCAUCAUCCUUGUGCCCCGUCCCCACCCUCAUCAUCCUUGUGCCCCUGUCCCCACCUUCAUCAUCCUUGUGCCCCUGUCCCCACCCUUCCCCAUCCUUCCUUCAUCAUCCUUGUGCCCCUGUCCCCACCCUUCCCCAUCCUUGUGCCCCUGUCCCCACCUUCCCUUCCUUGUGCCCCUGUCCCCACCCUUCCCAUCCUUGUGCCCCCCCCACCCUUCAUCAUCCUUGUGCCCCGUCCCCACCCUUCAUCAUCCUUGUGCCCCCGUCCCCACCCUUCCCCAUCCUUGUGCCCCCGUCCCCACCUUCAUCCUUGUGCCCCCGUCCCCACCCUUCAUCCUUGUGCCCUGUCCCCACCCUUCAUCAUCCUUGUGCCCCGUCCCCACCCUUCAUCAUCCUUGUGCCCCCGUCCCCACCCUUCAUCAUCCUUGUGCCCCCGUCCCCACCCUUCAUCAUCCUUUGCCCUGUCCCCACCCUUCAUCAUCCUCGUGCCCCGUCCCCACCCCUCAUCAUCCUUGUGCCCCGUCCCCACCCUUCAUCAUCCUUGUGCCCUGUCCCCACCCUCAUCAUCCUUGUGCCCCUGUCCCCACCCUUCAUCAUCCUUGUGCCCCUGUCCCCACCCUUCCCAUCCUUGUGCCCCAGUCCCCACCCUUCCCCAUCCUUGUGUCCCCGUCCCCACCCUUCCUCAUCCGUGA